Messenger RNA from Pistacia vera, 2288 nucleotides. RefSeq names its product pentatricopeptide repeat-containing protein At1g43980, mitochondrial-like. Lineage: Eukaryota; Viridiplantae; Streptophyta; Magnoliopsida; Sapindales; Anacardiaceae. Gene Ontology annotation, biological process: RNA modification. The transcript has 2 exons. Gene Ontology annotation, molecular function: RNA binding; protein binding. The record is from RefSeq and is a predicted model, not a curated record. Bases 136 to 963 code for a protein of 275 amino acids.
UAAUAAGACAUCUUAAACUGCUAAAUAAAUUCAAUCCCUUUAGAGAUGGAAGAAGAAGGUGAACCUGCAGCAACGAUCAUGGUAUUUGAAACGGUAUAUUUCAUUCACAAUGAUUUCUAGUAGAACUUAAUUUUUAUGUACCCAUAUCUGAAAAAACUUCAUUUUGACAAAGCCUCACUCUCUUAUUACUCUAAACUAAUAGAUCACAGUUUAUCCCUCAAGUCAUUUGAUUUUGCAAAAAGCAUCCAUGCCCAGUUGAUAAAAGUCGGGUUCAAUGGCCAUACUUACCUGGGUAACCGCUGCCUCGAUUUAUAUUCUCGGUUUGGUGUUGUUGAUGAUGUUUUGGAGGUGUUUGACGAAAUUCCAGAGAAGAAUUGCAUAUCGUGGAAUAUUUGUUUGAAGGGUUUGUUGAAAGUUAAUCAGUUUAGUACUGCACGUAAGCUGUUUGAUGAAAUGCCUGAACGAGAUGUCGUCAGUUGGAAUUCUAUGAUUUCGGGUUAUGUCUCCUGUGGGUAUUUUAAGUUUGCGUUGGAACUGUUUCGUAAAAUGCAGAAUGAUGGUGUUAGACCUAGUGGGUUCACUUUCUCGAUUAUGUUAUCCUCUGUGUCAAGUGCUAUUUAUGGUAAGCAAAUGCAUGGUGCUAUACUUAGGAGAGGUGGGAGUUUAUCGAAUGUGGUGCUUGGGAAUUGUUUAAUUGUUAUGUAUGGGAAGCUUGGUUUUCUUGACUAUGCAUUUGGUGUGUUUUUUACUAUGGAGGAGUUGGAUAUUAUCUCUUGGAAUUCAUUGAUUUCAGGGUGUUUGAAAUCAGGCUAUGGAGAACUGGCAUUGGAUCGGUUUUGUUUGAUGAGAUCCUCAGGGUAUUUAGCUGACGAGUUUACAGUCUCUACUAUAAUGACUGCCUGUUCUAAUAUGCAAAAUUUGGAAAAGGAUUGGAGGAUUCGGUUAUGCUAUUUGGAGAGCUAGAUCGAUGGGAUUCUGCAAUUAUCAAUUCUAUGAUUUCAAGCUAUGCAAGGCAUGGUUUUGGGGAGGAUGCUAUGCAACUUUUUGUGCUCAGCUUGAGGGAGGAUUUUAGGCCAACUGAGUUCACACUAAGCAGUGUUGUAAGUUCUACUACAGAUCUUCCAGUCGAGUGUGGAAGUCAAGUACAUUCCUUGGCAAUCAAAUUAGGUUUUGAGUCCGAUGCAGUUGUUGGCAGCUCACUCAUUGAUAUGUACAGUAAAUUUGGUUCAGUUGAUUCUGCCAUGAAAAUUUUUGUUGACAUGGAGAUAAAAGAUCUGAUAUCCUGGAACACCAUCAUUAUGGGCUUGUCUCACAAUGGUAGAUUGGCUCAGACGCUGGAUAUGUUUAACGAACUACUUAAGUACGGUCCAUAUCCAGAUCAAGUAACACUAGCUGGGGUUCUAUUAGCUUGCAACUAUGGUGGUUUUGUUGAUGAGGGAAUGAUCAUAUUUUCAUCGAUGAAAGAGGUAUAUGGUGUGAUACCUGGUGAUGAGCAUUAUGUUUGCAUUAUUGACUUAUUGUGUCGAGCUGGGAAACUGAGGGAAGCAACAGAUGUGAUAAAAACAAUGCCGUAUGAACCCAGUUAUUUAAUUUGGGAAUCAAUACUCCGUGCUUGUGCAAUAUACGGAGACCUGAAACUCCUUGAAAAUGUAGCAGAGAGGAUGAUGGACUUGCAACCAGAAUCACUUCUACCUUAUUUGCUGUUGGCUCAGGCAUAUGAGAUGAGGGGCAGAUGGGAGGGCGUAGUCAGAGUGAGGAAGGCCAUGAGACAGAAAGGUGUGGUGAAGAAGGUGACUGGAUGCAGUUGGAUUGGAAUAAGAAAUCAUUUAUAUACUUUUAAUGCUGAACAAUUACAGCAUCAUGGCGGCAAAGAAAUUUAUUUAUUCUUGAGAUUACUGAUAUGGGAGAUGGAGGAUGAAGGUUGUGUAUAUUUACAGCACGAUAAAUUGGAUGCUGCUGGAGAGUAACAGCAUGGUGCAACUAAAGAGAUGGAAAUUCUUCAUGUUCAUAUCGAAGUUGUAGUUUUGUGGAUACUUCCUCUGUUAUAGCCAUUAACUAUGCGAUGACAGAUUAUAAAAUAUCAGUACCUACUGACAGUGUUAGAGCUGUGGGGGUGUGCGUAAACCCAAUACUAAUGAAGAUCAGUUUUCUGAUACGGUUCAUUUUUUGAUCGAACUGCCUGGUGUGAUAUUAAUCCUGAACUAUACAUGGUAAGUUUUCUUUGAGUUGAUUAUACCAAACCAUCUGAUGUAGUAAUUUAUCGUUUUACUGGUAUGAUAAUAUAUAUA